CCUGCUGUUGCUGCGGAGGUGGACCGUGAGGCGGCAAAGGCGGGCGGGCGAGCGAGCGAGCGAGCGAAGGCCGCGUCGAGGCGAAUUGUUUGAUUUCACAAGUGGAAGGAGACUGUGCUAGGUGACUAUUGAGUCAGGGCUAAGUCAAUUUCAAGUAAGGCUUAAGUGAAAGGAUUUAUCAGAGAUGUCAAAAACAAACAAAUCAAAAUCUGGAUCCCGUUCCUCUCGUUCAAGAUCUGGGUCCCGGUCCCGGUCCCGGUCUUUCUCAAAGUCUCGGUCCCGAUCCCGAUCUGUUUCGCGGUCAAGAAAACGCAGGCUCAGUUCUAGGUCCCGUUCGAGAUCAUAUUCUCCAUCUCACAACAGGGAGAGGAACCACCAACGAGUAUACCAGAACCGGGAUUUUCGAGGGCAUAACAGAGGGUAUCGGAGACCCUAUUACUUCCGUGGAAGGAAUAGAGGGUUCUAUCCAUGGGGCCAGUAUAACCGAGGUGGCUAUGGAAAUUACAGGUCCAAUUGGCAAAACUACCGCCAAGCCUAUAGCCCUCGUAGGGGCCGCUCACGUUCACGGUCACCCAAGAGGAGGUCUCCAUCUCCACGGUCUAGAAGUCAUUCUAGAAAUUCUGACAAGUCAUCAUCUGAUAGAUCAAGGAGGUCUUCAUCAUCUCGGUCCUCCUCUAAUCACAGCAGAGCUGAGUCCUCCAAGCGCCGGUCAUUGAAGGACAAGAAGUCUUCUUCCAAGGAUGCCCGGGCAUCUCAGGGCGCCGGGGAUAACCAAGGAGAUGACAACAAGGAACCGCCCUUCUCGGGAGGAACGUCCCAGGAUGCCAAAUCCUCAGAGGGGUCGAAAUCCUGGCAAGAAGUGGGCACGUACGGCACAAGUUCAGCAUCAAGGGCCUCUGCUGUGUCCGAGUUGAGUCCAAAAGAACGCAGUCCAGCACUAAAGAGCCCUCUGCAGUCAGUUGUAGUCAGGCGCCGAUCCCCCAGGCCAAGCCCACUUCAAAAGCCUAGUCCUACAUCUUCUAAUGCUUCUCAGCUAGGCUCAGCUCUGCAGAGCGGCAGCUCCUUUCAGGCAGGCUCACAUCAGUUUGAGCAUAAUUUAGCAAGCCUGAGCCCAACAAGGAAGAGCCCUGUGUGCAAAAGCCCCACAACAAUCAGUUCCAUUUAUGGGGCAUCUCAGAAGGAGGAAAUGGGGGCAGCCUUCUCCAAAAGGUACUUAGAAGAGCAAAAGGCUGAAAAUGGGAAAGAUAAAGAGCAGAAACUGAUGAAUGUGGAAAAGGAAAAAAUGAAAGAGAAGGGAAGUUUCUCUGAGAUGGGAUUAGCGGAUGGCAAAACAAAAUUGGAUCCAUAUGCCUCCAAAGCUGACACAGAAAAGAUAUAUCGUGGAAGUCAGUCCCCAAAGCGCUAUAAGCUCCGAGACGACUUUGAAAAGAAGAUGGCAGAGUUCCAUAAGGAGAGCCAUUAUGGCAAAGAGGAAAUGGAUGAGCCGGAGAAGAAAGUUAAGGGCAAAGGGCGAAAGGAAUCCAAUUUUGAUGAGGAUGAGGAUGAUGAGCCCAAGUUUCUAUCUAAGACAGUAUCUGCUUCCAGCAAAAACCAGGAGGAAGAUCGGACAGGGAAAUGGGAAGGUCUGGUAUUUUUGCCCGCAGCCAAAGAGAAACAGCGGAAAGCUGAGGAGAUGGAGGAGGAGUCCUAUUCCGAACAGUCUAAGAAAGAGGAGAGGCAGGCUGCCAAAAGAGCAGAAGCUGGGCACAGAGGCUUUGUACCAGAAAAGAAUUUCCGAGUAACCACAUACAAAGCAGGCCAGGAAAAAAACGCUACUUCUCCUCCGCCUCGAAAGUCCUCAGAAGGCAGAGAUAAGCCAAGCACGAGGGGAGAGGGCCUGGCCACUGGCAAGUCCUCCUUUUCUAUUACUCGUGAGACCCAAGUCAACCUUCGAAUGGAUUCUUUUGAUGAGGAUCUUGCACGCCCAAGCGGGAUUUUGGCACAGGAGCGCAAGCUGUGUCGUGAUUUGGUGCACAGCAACAAAAAGGAGCAGGAGUUUCGCUCCAUUUUCCAUCACAUUCAGUCAGCCCAGUCCCAGCGGAGCCCUUCGGAGCUCUUUGCUCAACACAUAGUAACCAUUGUCCACCAUGUGAAAGAGCAUCACUUUGGGUCUUCAGGAAUGACGCUGAAUGAGCGCUUCACUAAAUACCUAAAACGAGCAGAGCAGGAGUCGGCUAAGAACAAAAGCCCUGAAAUCCAUAGGAGGAUAGACAUUUCUCCAAGUUCUUUUAGAAAACAUGGAUUCUCGCAAGAAGAGAUCAAAAGUUCCAAAGAACCCAGCUACAAGGCUGAAAGUAAAUAUAAAGACGACCCAGUUGACCUGCGUCUUGACAUUGAACGGCGUAAAAAACAUAAGGAGAAAGAUAAGCGGGGCAAGUCAAGGGAAUCGGUGGAUUCCAGACCUUCAAGUCAUUCACGUGAGAGAUCAGCGGAGAAAACAGAGAGGUCUCACAAGGGCUCCAAAAAGAAGAAGCACCGGCGUGUGCGGGAGCGCUCCAGGUCCAGCUCCUCAUCCUCACAGUCCUCGCGCUCCUAUAAAGCAGAGGAAUAUCCUGAGGAGGCGGAAGAGCGGGAAGAGGCAGCUGCCCCCGGGUUUGACAAAUCCCGUCUUGGCACCAAGGAGUUCACUGGUCCAAACGAAAGGGGAAGAGCUCGCGGGACCUUUCAGCAGUUCCGGGCCAGGGGCCGUGGCUGGGGAAGAGGCAUCUUUUCCGGCAACAGCAACAAUAAUAACAGCAGUGGCGGUGGUGGUGGUGGCAGCAGUACCGACUUCCAGAAGCGAACCAGGGAGGAAGAGUGGGACCCCGAGUACACGCCCAAGAGCAAGAAGUACUACUUGCAUGAUGACCGUGAGGGCGAAGGUGGCGAGAAAUGGGCCAACAGAGGCCGAGGCCGAGGCAUCUUCCCCCGAGGGCGGGGCCGUUUCCUGUACCGGAAAUCGAGCACCAGUCCCAAAUGGGCCCAUGAUAAAUUUAGCGGAGAGGAGGGAGAGAUUGAGGAUGAUGAGAGUGGGGCUGAGAACAGAGAGGACAAGGAUGUCCUCCAGUCGGUUGCAGAGUAGCAGUUGCAAGUGGAGGGAGGCUCCCAAGACACGAGCUGGAGCCGAGGGAGGGAGGGAGGGAGGGAGGUUGGCCAGCCUGGCAGGCUGGACUCCCCUUGAUUCUUAUUGACUAGUUGAAUGUUUUUCUGUUUUUUUGAUUUUUCAGUGACCCCUGGAGGACAGUGGAGUGAGUUGUGCCCAAUACUUUUGGCAAUCAUUUUUGUCCUUUUUUAAUGUGAUGAUAGAGAUGGGGCGUUAAUUCCCCACUCUUUUAUUUUCCUCCUUCCUGUUUGUGGAUUAUUAUUUUUUUUAAAAUCCUUUAUUUUAAUCAUUUGCAUAUAAGAGAGAUAGAGACAAUGCCCCUUAAAAAAUGGUUAAUUUCAGAAAGUCCUUCAUGGUUCUUAUAUAUACAAGAAGAAUUGCAUGUGAAUAAACACCUGAAUAGAAAACUGUUGGGACCAAACUCUGUGUUCUUAAUUUAAUGGAACUUUCUACCCCCUUCUUGAAUUUGGAGUCAUUCUUUUAAUGGAAUCACCAUUUGUUUUUCCUUUUGUGCUGAAGUUUUAAAGUUAGCAUGGCACAGUUGGAGAAUCCCUCUUUGCCGCCCCGCCACCCCCCCCCCCACCCCGCCCAUGCAAAACUGCUCCUGGCUGAUGUUAGCAGUAUCUUGGUCUGUUCACUCUAGGUUUUUUGCAUAUCCCUUUGCCUCCAAUUGUGAAUCUGAACACUAUUUUCAGGGUCACAUAGUUUUCUAAAACUUCUAAAUAUACUAGGUUAAAAAAAAAAAGCUUGUAGCAUGAAAAAUGAAGAUUUUUCCAGUAUUUUUAUUAAUCUUUUUAUAAAGCAAUUUUGACUCACCUGUGAUGGCCAUGGUAAGUUGCUGGCAGUUGUAGUUCUCUUUGUGAUUCUCUUCAGCUUUAAAUCCGCAGUGCUUGAAAGGUGUUUGGUGGGUGGAGUUCUUGCUCCAAAACCGGCUACAGAGAAUGUAAUUGCUCUAUUGAGAAAUUGGUCCCCUGGAAGUAUGACUUUGCGGUGCGUCCCUACUUUCUGUUCCCCUCCUUCCCUCUCUGUGCUAUAAAUAGAGUAAUUUUGUGGGACUGGUGCAGCUCUUGCUUAGCAAAGCCCACAAGUUUUUGUUUUGACUCCUUGUUCAAAUAAAAUUACAUUGAAAUGUG
Molecule: messenger RNA, 4254 nt
Organism: Elgaria multicarinata webbii
Lineage: Eukaryota; Metazoa; Chordata; Lepidosauria; Squamata; Anguidae
Gene: THRAP3
Product: thyroid hormone receptor associated protein 3
Exons: 12
Coding region: 185-3100 (971 amino acids)
Biological process (GO): positive regulation of transcription by RNA polymerase II
Cellular component (GO): mediator complex
Molecular function (GO): transcription coregulator activity; DNA binding
Source: RefSeq, a predicted model, not a curated record